Messenger RNA from Ixodes scapularis (black-legged tick), 2692 nucleotides. Its product is annotated as septin-7. Gene Ontology annotation, biological process: cytoskeleton-dependent cytokinesis; cilium assembly. Gene Ontology annotation, cellular component: cell division site; septin complex; septin ring. Gene Ontology annotation, molecular function: GTP binding; molecular adaptor activity; GTPase activity. The record is from RefSeq and is a predicted model, not a curated record. The transcript is spliced from 12 exons. NCBI's taxonomy places the organism in Eukaryota, Metazoa, Arthropoda, Arachnida, Ixodida, Ixodidae.
UUUGUUGCUCCCUUCCCUCCCUCCCCCGACUCCCUGGAGCUAGAUUUCCCCAGCUAUAGUUCCAGUCGCAGCAGACACGUCCCGCUCUCUUCCAAGCGGGAGAUGUUCUUCUGCGAGGGUCCCCCGGUGCCCGGCACGGUUCCGGCAGCUGCGCCUCCGCCGGGCUCGGCACCGAGAGAGGGUGGCACCUCGCCGUACGCCAGCAACGGGCGCCACGAGGCAGAGGGCUACGUCGGCUUCGCCAGCCUGCCAAACCAGGUGUACCGGAAGGCCGUUAAGAAAGGCUUCGAGUUCACUCUCAUGGUGGUCGGGGAGUCCGGCAAGUCGACGCUGCUCAACUCGAUGUUCCUGACGGACGUGUACUCGAACGAGUACCCGGGGCCCUCCUAGCGGGUCAAGAAGACGGUGCAGGUGGAGACGACGCGGGUGGUGCUGCGCGAGGGCAGCGUGCACCUCUGCCUGACGGUGGUGGACACGCCGGGUUUCGGGGACGCCGUGGACAACAGCCAGUGCUGGCAGCCCGUGGCGGACUACGUCGAGGCCCAGUUUGCCCGCUACCUGGACGCCGAGUCCCGGGUGCACCGCUCGGCGCUCUCCGACGGACGGGUGCACUGCUGCCUCUACUUCAUCGCCCCCUCGGGUCACGGGCUCAAGCCCCUGGACGUGGAGUUCAUGAAGCGCCUGCACGACAAGGUGAACAUCAUUCCCGUGGUGGCCAAGGCCGACACCAUGACACCCGAGGAGUGCAGCCUCUUCAAGAGGACCAUUCUUAACGAGAUGACCCAGCACAAAAUCCGACUCUACGAGUUUCCCGACUGCGAUGACGAGGAGGAGAACAAGCGCCAGAAGCCCCUCAGGGAGCGGGUGCCCUUUGCGGUGGUGGGCAGCAACACGGUGGUGGAGGUGAACGGCAAGCGGGUGCGCGGCCGCAAGUACCCCUGGGGGGUUGCAGAGGUGGAGAACAUGGAGCACUGUGACUACCUCGCCCUGCGCAACAUGCUGCUCAGGACCCACAUGCAAGACCUAAAGGACAUCACCAACAGCGUGCACUACGAGAACUACCGGUGCCGCAAGCUGGCCGGGGGCGCGGCAGACCCCGGCCGGUCCAACAAGAACCCCCUGGCCCAGAUGGAGGAGGAGAAGAAGGAGCACGAGGCCAAGAUGCAGCGCAUGGAGAAGGAGAUGGAGCAGGUCUUCGAGAUGAAGGUGCGCGAGAAGAUGCACAAGCUCAAGGAGUCCGAGGCCGACCUGCAACGGAGGCACGAGCAGAUGAAGAAGAGCCUGGAGCAGCAGAAGCUGGAGCUGGAGGAGAAGCGGAGGAACUUCGAGAAGGAGAAGGCAGCCUUCGACCUGGCCCACCGCGACAUGGACGACGUCUUCCGCAAGAUGGCCGUCGACAGCAACUCAAAAGAACAACUGGACGGGAAGGAAAAGCGUAAGGAAAAGAAGAAAGGGCUCUUUUAGAGGGUUGAGGUCUCGCCAAGCAUUGCUGCUGCCGCGCCCGCAGCAAGAGGACCCGUGGUCGGGUGAACCGACGUCUCCCUCUUCGCCUCUGCUCUUCCCAUGCGGGUGUGCUGACGAGCGGCGGCUCCGAUAGACCGGCCGGGUUGAGAGCGUAUCUCCAGGAAGGGGAACAAGUGGAGGGUUUGCUCGCGUGCAAGCCGGACAAAGCGCUCAAAGGACCCUCGUUUAUUCGGUGCAGGAUGUGUUCGUUAACUGUGUAGUGCUUUUCAAAAAUGCCAUCUCGUGUAAUUGUGCCAGUAAUGUGUCGUUUUUAUGCCGGUUGCCUCGACUCUCCGACGAUCGAGGUGGGAUUUUCUAAAGUCCGUCGUUUGCCACGGCCGAGGAAUCUGAAAGUUCAAGGCUCGCUCACACAUACACCUGAGCGCUACUUCAGCGCUAAAAGUGGGCACUGGAAACAGCACUGACCCUGCUUAUGUGGCACUGACUUUUUACGUUAUAUAUGAUAGAGCGCCGCACUAGUGUGGACCGGCCUUAAGGCUGGUUCACACACGUAUCUCGGGGCUGCAUCAGCGCUGCAUUCUGUGUGUAUGCAAGAGAAGGCAGCAUGACACGCGUCUGAGCGCCGAUACAGAGCUAACAUAGUGCAAAGUUUGCACUUUUGCUAGUGUGCCGAAUUAGUGCUAUGGUGCAUCUGUGAACAGGCCUUUACUGCAACGGUCACAGUGUGGUCACAAACAAACCGAAGAACUUCUUUCAGCUCUGUAUUGGGACUUGACUGGUGCCAUAGCUAUCUCAGUCUGACCUACCUGCGCUUCACAUUGCAAUCAGUACGCCCGUCAGACAACAUUCCUACGAGCACACGUAGCAGGGCUCUGCUGAGGUGCUUUUUUUUUUCACUGUGUGAAUGGUGUUUAGGAGCAAUUUAAAUGCGCCGAGAAGAGUCGUGUUUGUGCAGCGGCGCCAUUGAAACCUCGAUGCAAAGAUAUAAGGCGGAUAAUUUCUCUCGCACGGCCAAAGAAUACCGCUUGUGUUUUGCUGUUUCUUGUGUCUUUCAGUUUAUAUUUAUGUAUAGGUAUGCAUUUUUGGCUAUUUAUUUGUGCUGGCUCAGCCCACCGCUCAAGUAGAUGCCAUUGGAAAAAAAAAGAAAUUGUUUUCAUUCCUUCGUAUAAAUUUUGUUCAGUGUUUUUUUGUACAAAGGUAGUAUGAAUAAACAUUUUAAGCUAUGGAA